AUUAACUCUUAUAUAGUUUAUAAGCACAGCAUAUGAUUUUCUCAUGAGGUCCUGAGCUGCUCCUGAGGCUUGUAACGAGGAAGAAGAAAAUUCACCAGAACAGCAAACAGUGAUAACAAGGAAAAGUUCAAAAGUACAAAAUGCAUAUUGUGAUUAGGAAAUUCCAGCCGUCAGACUUUGAAGCAGUCAAAACAAUAUUUCAAGAUGGAAUCCAGGAGCACAUUAUUCCUUCAUUUAUCUUUGCCAUUUCCCAGCCAUUCCACAUUACUCUGACUCUGUGCUUCUGUAUUGUGGGCUAUAUACUGGGCGGAGAAUCCUUCGGUCUGGCACUGCUGGCUGGGGCAUCCUGGAUUGGCCUAUUGUUAUACUGCUGCUACGAGUUCUUUGCUGGGUAUGUACGACUGAAGCUGAGCACAGACAUGCAGGACAUUACAGGCUAUUACAUUAGAAACCCAGACAACUGCUUCUGGGUUGCAGAAGCUGAGGUGAACGGACGACCCCUGGUGGUGGGUAUGGUGGCUGUAGAGGGAAAAAAGCUUCCAAAUAGUGAUGGGAAAAAAUAUGGAGAACUUUUCCGGAUGAAUGUGUCAUCUAAGAUUCGUCACAGUGGUUUCGGGUCACGUCUGGGGAAAGUUGUUGUGGACUUUUGUAAAGAACGAGGGUUCUCAAAGGUUACGCUUCAAACAACCUCUACUCAGAGAGCAGCUAUCUCCCUUUACUUGAAGAUGGGCUUCAAACUUGUGCAAACCCACACACAGAGUGAAGCUGCUUGGUGGAUCAUCAGGCUGAUCAGAGUUAAGAUUCUGGAAAUGGAGAAAGUUCUUUAAACUUUAAUCCAUUCAUCCAUUCAUAUGGCCAAAGGUUUUUUAUACAGUGGACCUCCUAUGUGCUGGAAAACCUCAAUACUGACAGAAUUUCAGGACAUCAAUGCUCUAUACCUAAGUAAUAAUUUAGGUAUGUCAAAGAAAAGGGCAAAUAUUUUUAGUCAAAUGUUUUUACUAAUUAAAUAAAAUUGCAAAUAAUUUCACAUUUAGUACACGGUAAUAUGUGUCUGGUUCCAUGUAGUUAAAAAAAAAAAGUUAUGGAAAUGUUAAGGAAGCUUUAUAUAGUCACUAUAGCAUGUAGUUACAUUUUGGAUGUCUACCAAAAAGAGAUUAAAUAUUAUCUUAGAAAAGCACUGCAUUCUGUUACAUAGUUCUCACGUCACAAUGAGAAUCAGCAGAAAUCUGAUAUAAAUUGUAUAGUAGAGAUUUUAUUUGAUGCUCUUGAGACAAGACGUUUAGCAGUAAUAUUAAGAGAAAUGAACUUAAUGACUACUUAAUAAAGAAGUAAUCAUUUCAAUUAAGUAACAUGGCAUAUGUAAAGGACUUCUAUUACUCCUUUAACCUACUACAUCUAUCAUUUUUGAGAUGAUUAUAAGUAUAUUGAGAUAAAAUAACCUCAGUCUGUGGGAAAAUAUGAUAUGCAAAUGUAAUCUAUAUACAAAUGUAAUUUAAUCCUACAGAUUUAAUUUUGACAUGUUUUAAAAAGUAUUGAAGCACAUAUCAGUGAUUAUCAAUAAAGGCCUUAUUGACAGAGGUCAACAAAGUGUCCAGACUUGUUUGAGCUGACAGAAAGGCUACAAAAUCUUCAUAUAACUGUUCUAUACAAUUCUGGUGAGCAGAAAAGUAUCUCAGAAUGCACAACACAUCGAACCUUGAGG
Messenger RNA from Tachysurus vachellii, 1702 nucleotides. It is a transcript of the gene nat8l2, whose product is annotated as N-acetyltransferase 8-like 2. The transcript is spliced from 2 exons. The record is from RefSeq and is a predicted model, not a curated record. The coding region runs from base 141 to 827 and encodes 228 amino acids. Gene Ontology annotation, molecular function: N-acetyltransferase activity. NCBI's taxonomy places the organism in Eukaryota, Metazoa, Chordata, Actinopteri, Siluriformes, Bagridae.